Prunus armeniaca (apricot) is the source of this 1788-nucleotide messenger RNA. NCBI's taxonomy places the organism in Eukaryota, Viridiplantae, Streptophyta, Magnoliopsida, Rosales, Rosaceae. The record is from the annotation of a GenBank genome assembly.
AUGGUGGUGGUGAGAGAACCGGAGAGGGCAGGGGAGGGACCGGUUGAUAUUACCCCCAAGGAGUAUGCGGUGCGCACAAUGGCUCAGGGCUCCGAAAGUGGCGGUGCCUUCAGAGUUUCAGCGGAUACAGAUACACUAGUUUUCUCCAAUUACAGCGACCAACGCCUUUACAAGCAGUCCUUAACUUCUUCCACUAUUGGUGAUUCUUCUCCUACACCACUCACUCCGGAUUAUGGUGGACCAAUUGUGAGUUAUGCUGAUGAGGUGUUUGAUGCCCGCUUUAAUCGUUAUAUAACUCUGCGGGAAGAUGCUCGUCAAAGCACCACUGAUCCCAUCACAACAAUCGUGGCAGUAGAGCUUGACAACACGGAUAUUCGGGAACCAGAAGUACUAGUAGGUGGAAGCGACUUCUAUGCCUUCCCUCGUCUGGACCGCAAAGGUGAACGAUUUGCAUGGAUUGAGUGGUCUCAUCCCGACAUGCCAUGGGAUAAAGCUCAACUCUGGGUUGGCUAUAUAUCUGAGAUAGGAGAGUCUCCAACUGAACCCAAGUGGUCAUCUAAAGGGGAACUAUUUUUUAUUACUGACAGACAAAAUGCGUAUUGGAAUCUGUAUAAAUGGAUUUUCUUUGACGAGGUUGAGUCUAAUAAUGAGGUGAUAUCUGUUUAUUCUUGGGAUGCUGAGUUCUCCGGACCAUUAUGGAAUUUUGGAAUGAAUUCUUAUGAACUUAUUCAGAGCCAUGAGCAAAAUAUCUUAAUUGCUUGCAGCUAUAGGCAAAAUGGAAGGUCAUAUCUUGGAAAUCUGGAUGAUGUUCAGAGCUCAUUCUCCGUGCUUAAUAUUCCUUUCACGGAUACAGAUAAUAUUGUGACUUUAGAUGACCAUAAAUCAAAAGCAGUUGCAUUCAAGAUUAUUUGGUCUUCUUCACCUGAUUUUUUAAAAUACAAGUCCUACUUCAGCUUACCCAAAGUUAUUCGAUUCCCAACAGAAGUUCCUGGUCAAACUGCCUUUGCAUACUUUUACACACCAUCAAAUCCUGAUUACCAAGCCACUCAGGAAGAAAAGCCUCCACUGUUAUUGCAAGCCCAUGGAGGACCCACAUUUGAAUCGUGCGGAAUCUUAAAUCUGAGUAUUCAGUACUGGACUAGUCGGGGUGGGGCAUUUGUUGCUGUUAACUAUGGUGGAAGCAGUGGUUAUGACAGAGAAUAUCGUGAAAGGCUCUUGAGGAAAUGGGGAAUUGUGGAUGUAAAUGACUGUUGCAGCUGUGCUAGAUAUUUGGUGGAUUCUGGGAAGGUAGAUGGCAAACGGCUGUGUAUUACUGGGGACUCUGCAGGUAGUUAUACAACCUUGGCUGCUCUUGCUUUUAGAGACACCUUUAAGGCAGGAGCUUCCUUGUAUGGUAUAGCUGACUUGACAAUGUUGAGGGCAGAAACUCAAAAAUUUGAGUCUCACUAUAUUGAUUGUGAAAAGGGUUACUUUGAAAGGUCGCCAAUCAACUUCAUUGAUAGAAUUUCUUGCCCCAUUAUCUUAUUUCAAGGAUUGGAAGACAAGUCUGUACCCCCAGUACAAGCUCGUACAAUAUACCAUGCUUUAAAGGAUAAGGGUCUGCCUGUUGCUCUCGUGGAGUACGAAGGAGGAACAACAUGGUUUCUGCAAAGUAUUUUCAAUGUUACGUUGUACGCUGAGAACAUUAAGUUCACGCUGGAGCAACAAAUGGUUUUCUUUGCACGGUUAGUUGGACACUUCAAGGUUGCAGAUGACAUUACCCCAAUCAAAGUUGAUAACUUCAAUUAA